AUGAAGAUAGAUAAUUCAUUGGGUGCUGCAGACUUUAAUAUUGAGAAUUCUAAUUUGGAGUUGGAUUGGAAACCUACAAAAGGAAUGGAGUUUGAUUCUGAACAAGCAGCUUAUGACUUCUACAAUAGAUAUGGAGGAAAAGAGGGGUUUAGUAUUAGAAGGGAGACUCAUGAUAAGAGGGAUUACAUGAUCAGAAAACCCAGAGAAGAGACAAGAACAGGUUGCGGUGCUGAACUUUGUAUUAAAUUGAAUAGGGGGAACAACAAGUUCUUUGUUACCCAUUUUGUUGAAGAGCACAAUCAUCCUCUUGUGGGGAAAGAAUGUUCCCACAUGCUACCUUCGCAACGGAAAGUACAAGACUCUCAAGGCAUUGAAAUAGACUUAGCACAUGAUUCUGGAAUUGGUGUGACUUUUCUAUAUGAGUUGAUGGGUAAGCAAGCAGGUGGAAGAGAUGUUGUUGGGUAUACAAAACAGGAUGUAAAAAACUACCUUCGAUCAAAGAGACAGAGAAGCUUGGAGUAUGGAGAAGCUGGAUAUAUCAUGAAAUAUUUUUCAGAUCAAACAAUGGAAAACCCUUCAUUCUAUCAUGCUAUGCAAUUAGAUAGUGAGGAGCAAAUAACAAACUUAUUUUGGGAAGAUGCUAAAAUGAUCAUUGAUUAUGGCCAAUUUGGGGAUGUUUUUAGUUUUGAUACAACAUAUAAGAUUAACAAAUCUAAUCGACCUCUUGCUGUGUUUGUCAGAUUCAAUCAUCACCGCGAGACUAUUAUAUUUGGGGUGGCUCUAAUGUAUUGA
Rosa rugosa (rugosa rose) is the source of this 792-nucleotide messenger RNA. Its product is annotated as protein FAR1-RELATED SEQUENCE 5-like. The coding region runs from base 1 to 792 and encodes 263 amino acids. Gene Ontology annotation, biological process: regulation of DNA-templated transcription. The record is from RefSeq and is a predicted model, not a curated record. The transcript has 3 exons. Lineage: Eukaryota; Viridiplantae; Streptophyta; Magnoliopsida; Rosales; Rosaceae.